Messenger RNA from Harmonia axyridis, 505 nucleotides. RefSeq lists its product as uncharacterized. NCBI's taxonomy places the organism in Eukaryota, Metazoa, Arthropoda, Insecta, Coleoptera, Coccinellidae. The record is from RefSeq and is a predicted model, not a curated record. Bases 134 to 484 code for a protein of 116 amino acids. The transcript is spliced from 2 exons.
AUAAUAUGUUUAAAGUUGAGGCGUGUCAAGGUUGACCCCUGGAAACCGAAUUUGAGGCAAAAUCAGAUGAUAUAAAAACUGAAUCUGAACUGAAUUUCAACAGUGGAAAUCAUCCAGUCCUAAAACAAACAUCAUGAACUCAAUCGCUGCCGUAGUUUUCUUUGCCGUCGUUGCUGCCGCCAGCGCAGGCAUCGUAGCUCCCAGUGGUUUGAUUGCAAGCACUUAUGCUGCCCCAGCCCUUACAGCCUACUCUACACCCCUUGCUUAUAACACACCUUUGGCCUACUCUGCUCUUGCUGCUCCAGCUUACACCGCCUACUCUUCCCCAAUUGCCUACUCUGGCGUCCUUGGACAUGCCGCUGAAAGCACCGUAGUUGCUGGACCAUCUGGAACCAUCACCAAAACCAACAGCAUUGCUAUCCCAGCAAUUGCUGCCAGAUACGCUCUCCCAAGUGCUUACACUUAUGGGGGACUUUAUUUGUAAAUAUAAUUUUGAGACUGAAAU